AUGCGCCCCCUUCUCGCGCAAGGGGCUCUCCCACUACGUUCCGUCACCCUCCGAUCCUACAGCCGAGCACCCCUCCAACCCGCGUGGAGAUCCCACCCUCGACGGCAUCAGUCCUCGAACCAUGGCAAACCGCCCCCGGAGACUGAGCAGCCGAUUCCAGUGCCCAAUACCGUCGGUCAGCUCCCGCUCUGGCAACGCCUCGGCCCUCUGACGACUCUUGCGACGGCGUACGCUCGUUCGCAGAGACGCCGCCCUUGGACUACUCAGUUCUUCAGCGCGCUGGUAAUCUACUGUAUAUCCGACAUCAGCGCCCAGAACAUUGGCAGCGAUGACCCCUUGGACCCGAGGCGCACGGCAAGGAGUCUGGUGAUCGGCGGUGUCGCCGCCAUCCCCAGCUACCUCUGGUUCAAUUUCCUCUCGCACAACUUCAACUACUCCUCGAGGCUGUUGUCGCUCGGCACGAAGAUUGUCGUCAGCCAGUUUGUCUUUGCGCCGACGUUCAACUCGUACUUCUUCGGCAUGCAGGCCCUGCUUUCGGGGUGUACGCCUGCCGAAGUCGUGGAGCGAAUCGUCAACACCGUCCCGACGAGCUGGGUGAGCUCAUGUCGGUUCUGGCCCAUUGUCACGGCCUUUAGUUUCACCUUUGUCCCCGUCGAGCACCGCAGCGUGUUCUCUGCGGUCAUCGCGAUUGGAUGGCAGACGUACCUCGCGCUGCUGAACAGGAGGGCUGAGGAGAAGGCAGCGGCUGAAGCAGGGGCCCUCGACAAGCCAAAGGCGAUUGAGGCGGCAUGA
Messenger RNA from Emericellopsis cladophorae, 792 nucleotides. RefSeq names its product PXMP2/4 family protein-like protein. The record is from RefSeq and is a predicted model, not a curated record. Lineage: Eukaryota; Fungi; Ascomycota; Sordariomycetes; Hypocreales; Bionectriaceae. The transcript has a single exon. Gene Ontology annotation, cellular component: membrane; cytoplasm; mitochondrion. Bases 1 to 792 code for a protein of 263 amino acids.